CUUUCCCACAUCCUUCGUCGUCGUCUCAAAGUUUAGUCUGCCAUACUACACACCCACUAGUUCUCUACACCCCCACUGGGCUCGAGCUCACCCUCCUCCUUGCUACUUACUCGACCUUGCCUUCAUUUAUCUAUGUACUCCAUCCUUUAACCCCCGUUUCCUCCCGUUCUUACCUGCAGCUCGUUUCUUCUUGUAUCCUCUGUUUCUUCAAGAGCAAGCAUUUUCGAACUUGACCCUGGCCUUGUCUGUACCUGAUCCUUCUUGUCGACUAACCAUCAUGGCUACAGCGCACAUGGCCGUCAGGACUGACACCUUUCCGCACUCUACCUCCCGCUCUCACAGUCACAGCCACCAGUCAAUGGGAGCUCGCAUUAUUCCCAUACCUACACCUACGAUCAAGAUGUCUCCUCCCAGCAACGGCGACCCGAUGGAGAUAACGUCACCUGCGCCAUCUUCUAACGGUAACCACAACUCCGACUCCGAAGCCAAUGGCAACGGCCAAUCCAACGAUCGACCCAAGAACUCUCCCGCGCCCGAUAGCAACACCGUUACGAGCAACAGUGUCAACAACUCUAACAGCAUGCCCGCGCCGCCGCCAGCAGCAGCUGCUGUCCACCAGCCCAAGAUCGUGCAGACGGCUUUUAUCCACAAGCUCUACAAUAUGCUGGAAGACCCCAAUAUCCAACACUUGAUUUCCUGGUCUGCGAGCGCUGAAAGCUUUGUUAUGUCGCCCUCGGCCGAUUUUUCAAAAGUUCUAUCGCAAUACUUCAAGCACACCAACAUAUCAUCGUUUGUCAGACAGCUAAACAUGUACGGUUUCCAUAAGGAGCGCGACGUUUUCCAUACAGGAAACCCCGAUACGACUCUGUGGGAAUUCAAGCACGGCAAUGGCAACUUCAAGCGCGGUGAUCUAGUCGGCCUACGUGAGAUCAAGCGUCGAGCCAGUAGGCAUGCACUUGUGCACCGCGAGAGCAAUUAUACAAAGCCUGUGACAUCGCAACCGGGCACUCCGGCUGAGCCAGUUCCUCUUCCGCCAGACAGUGCUGACGCCCGAUUGCUCAACAUUGAGCACACGCUCUUUGAUUUGAGUAACCGACUGCAAAGGAGUGAAGAGAACGCUCACUAUAUGCACGUCAAGAACCAGGCGGCUAUGGAGACCAUGAACCGCCUUCUCCAUUUUAAUCAAGAGCUCUCUAGAACUAUGUUAUCCAUUGUUCCUGCUGAGAGCCCAAUUUCCCGUGAUGUGAUUGCCUUGCAGGGUGAGAUCCAAAGGCAAGUUGAUGUGCUCAGAACGAUCGAAGAGCCACCACAGGAGCCUCCGUAUACUGGUCGUCAACAGUACUUCGCUGGCGUCGAGAAUGCUCCGGUGUCUCCGAGACAGCUCGCCCAAGAUGAUCAGAGACGAGGUCCUACUCUGAAUGUCCCUUCGGCACGUAGUCAGAACUUUUACAAGCCGCCAGUCCCCUCGAACCUGUCAGCCGGCACACGGAGGCAAUAUGGCUCGAUUAGCGGUGGCAGCACUACUCAAUCAUCCCCGUUGCGCACAGCUCCUCCACCUCCACCCCCCGCACCCCAUCCUCUAUCCAACGUCGAGACUGUUCCUGGUCCUGGUAGCUUAGCACGCCGUCACACUGCUGCCGACAUCCGCGCCCACGGUUGGCAACCGACACCUUCUCCUUUUGCUUCUGGCGCACCAUCAGGUGCCUGGCCCCCUUCGCCUAGCCGAGCCGCCCCCGAGGAGCAGCGAAUUCGGGAUUCUUUGUCAACAUAUUCACUACAAAAUGCAUCUCAAGCGCACCCCCAUUCGCGCCCGACUACUCCUCCUCCCCCGUUUGUGAACGGCCUUGGUGGAGGCUCGGACACUUUUGGAGGAUGGUCAUGGGGCUCUGCUGGUCGUGAGAACAAGAAUCUUUCAGUGAAGGACCACUCGGCCCCCACAACUCGACGUGGAAGCAUGGCUCAUAUUCUCAACCCGAGUGAUACUGCAGAGAGGUCAGACGAAGACGAGGAUCCUCGAGGAGACGACGACAGAAAGAGAAAGCGAAUGCAGUAAAAUAUACCAAACGAAUAUGAAAACACAGCAUAAUUACAUUGCCUGAUCUGGGCACACCCUUUUUUCUUAAAUCUCAACUGGAUACAACAGCUUUCUUUAACAGAGGCGCAUCACGUACAUACUACACAUUUCAUACUUGGAUAUUCAUUUCGCAGACAUCACAUCAGGCCACGCACACAUUCGCACUUUUAUGGCGAAGGCAGCCUGCUUUGGAGUAUAGGACAUGGGAUGGGCUAGAGGACGGUCACGGGAGGCUUUCUUCACCAGCGCGACGCAUUGCAAUACCAUGGCAGGCAUUCUGUUUGACCCCUUGGACUUUCUUCUUCGCUCUCGUUAACACAGAGUGGGUUCAUUUUGGUACAUUGAGAGAUAGUUAUUGUGUUCUUGGGAGGAGUUGCAUGAUUGGUGCUGGAUUAUACCAUCGGAAGGCUGUUAUCAUGGGAUAGGAUAUUUGAAUCUUAAUGACCACCGUUGAUAUAGCACCGUAUUGCGAUUGUGAGACAGUGUGAAGUUGAGUCGAGGUAAUCGUUCUUUUAACCAGACCAAUGUAUUGUGCCGACUGUGAAAGUAAUGGCUAAAACACGAUUCAGUGCCAGUCAAGGGUCGCGUUUGGGUAUCUUGUUAUUGAUGGUAAAUCUUCUUAUGCCUCUGCCCCUGUCUCUGCAUUCUCAGUCUUUGGCUUCCUCUUCUUGUUCUUCCUCCUACGCUUCUUGUCUGUCGUCUUCUCAGGAAUCGCACUCUCUUCCUUGGCGACAUCGUCCUUCAUUUCAUCAUCUGCUUCAACCUCGGCUGCAUCCCCGUCUUUCUCCUUGAUCUCAGCCAUCUCUGUAGGUAAUACUUGGUUCUCGGACAUGUAUCCAGACUCUGGCUCAGUCACAGGUUCGACAACCUCUUUGCGCGGCCUCUUUCUCUUUCCCAGGGCACUCCUCCCCAUCUCUUCUUCACUCUCGCUCUCCUCCACC
Messenger RNA from Fusarium graminearum PH-1, 3015 nucleotides. RefSeq lists its product as uncharacterized. The transcript has 5 exons. Gene Ontology annotation, biological process: regulation of DNA-templated transcription. Gene Ontology annotation, molecular function: sequence-specific DNA binding; DNA-binding transcription factor activity. Bases 278 to 2053 code for a protein of 591 amino acids. The record is from RefSeq and is a predicted model, not a curated record. NCBI's taxonomy places the organism in Eukaryota, Fungi, Ascomycota, Sordariomycetes, Hypocreales, Nectriaceae.